Molecule: messenger RNA, 3252 nt
Organism: Hippoglossus stenolepis (Pacific halibut)
Lineage: Eukaryota; Metazoa; Chordata; Actinopteri; Pleuronectiformes; Pleuronectidae
Gene: gucy2ca
Product: guanylate cyclase 2Ca
Exons: 27
Coding region: 1-3252 (1083 amino acids)
Biological process (GO): receptor guanylyl cyclase signaling pathway; protein phosphorylation; cGMP biosynthetic process
Molecular function (GO): peptide receptor activity; guanylate cyclase activity; ATP binding
Source: RefSeq, a predicted model, not a curated record
AUGCACAGCACACACAGUUUGCUUUACCUGUCAGUGCUGAUAGUGGGGGUGGUCGGCCACAAGAUGCUGGAUGACUGUUUGUCAUCCGGCCGUAAAUACACCAUUAAUGUUGUCCUGCUGGAGGACAACACAUCCGAGUGGAGUCGACCACUUGUGCAGGCGGCUGUGGAAGACGCUAUCAAGGAGGACACGCAGACGAACAUUGACCACGAGUUAAAUUUCACUCUGACGGCGAACUUCAGCGGCGUCGACACCACCGUGUACAACCGGCAGGGCUGUGGCAGCAGCACCUGUGAGGGAGUGGCGAUACUCAAGAGGCUCUAUGAUACUAAUGAAGUCGGAUGCGUCAUGCUGGGGCCUUCGUGCACUUACGCCACAUUCCAGUUAGUGGAUGAUGAACUUGGCCUGAGCCUGAGCAUCCCCAUCAUCUCCGCUGGGAGCUUCGGCCUCUCGUGCGACUACAAGCCCAAACUGACCCGGAUUCUGCCUCCGGCUCGCAAGAUCUCAGACUUACUGCUCAACUUCAUGAACGAAACUUUGCCGUUCAAAGAUUGGUGGAACACCGUCUACGUCUACAAGAAGUCCAGCAACGUGACCGAGGACUGCUUCUGGUACAUCAACGCUCUGGAGGCCCCCUCUGCCAACUUUGCCGCAGGGACCAACAGGCAGAUGCUGCGUGGUGACGACGAGCUGAGGGACGCUCUCACUUCCAAGAAAAGACUGAGCAACAUUUUCAUCUUAUGUGGGAGCCGUGAUGAGAUCGUCUCAGCGAAGAGGAGGGUGGGCCAGAUAGACGAGGACAUCAUGUUCAUUCUCCUCGAUAUUUACAACCCUGAUUAUUAUGUCGACACGAUGUCCAAUAAGUUCAUGAAGGACGUGCUGGUGAUCACUCUGCCACCGAGGAACUACAGCUCUGCGUCAAACACAACGUACAACAACACGAUAAAUGACUACGUGGCCGGGUAUCACGACGGCACGCUGCUGUUUGGCAAAGUGCUCAGAGACCGAAUGCUCAGCCAGCAACACAACAGGGCAUCGAAUAAUGUGCCUCUGAAUUACAACCCGUUUGGAAACGCCUCCUUUGACGGUAUGGGAGGACACUACGUGCUCGAUGAAUACGGCGACAGAGAUGUUAACUUCUCGGUGCUUUACACGUCCCCCAUCACUGGCAGGUAUGAAACCCUGUUAGUGUUUGAUACGUCGUGUAACAAAUCCAGAGUGACGAACCCCAACCCCGUCCUGCCGUGGAAAGAGAACCGACUGCCUCAAGACUUGCCAGAAAACCCACACAGUCUGAAUAAGCAGGAUGUGAUUGUGAUCGUGCUGAGUUUCAGUGUCAUCGUGGUGACGGCCAUCGCUCUCAUCUUCUACAGGCAGAACAGGAAAGAACGUCUCAUGCAGAAGAAGUGGUCUCACAUCAACCCGCUCCUGAUUGGUCCACUGGAUGAGAAGGAAGUCUCGCUGAAGAUAGAUGAAGUUAAGAGGAAGGACAGCAAGUACUUCUCCCAUCGAGGCCGCUACGACAAGAAGCCGGUGAUCUUGAAAGAGCUGAAGCACUUAGACGGCGACUUCAACGAGGACCAGAAGAUCGAGCUCAACACUCUGCUGCGCAUCGAUUACUACAACCUGACCAAGUUCUACGGCACGGUGAAGUUUGAGUACGGUGUGUUCGGGGUGUUUGAGCUGUGUCAGCGGGGAUCCCUCAGGACCAUUCUGAACGACAUGAUCUCCUACCCUGACGAAACUUUCAUGGAUAUGGAAUUCAAGAUCUCAGUCAUGUACGACAUAGCAAAGGGAAUGUCCUAUCUCCACUCCAGUAAUAUUGCAGUGCACGGACGCCUCAAGUCCACCAACUGUGUGGUCGACAACCGUAUGGUGGUGAAGAUCACAGACUUCGGCUGCCACACCAUCCUGAGUCCAGGCAGAGAUGUGUGGACGGCCCCGGAGCAUCUCCGUAAAGGCGGGGUGUCUCAAAAAGGUGACGUCUACAGCUACGCCAUCAUUGCCCAUGAGAUCAUUAUGAGGAAAGACCCGUUCUACACACAGAACUGCUCGGAUAUCAUAGAGAUGAUCCACAGAGUUCAGUAUCCCACCGACGUGGUCAUGUUCAGACCCCACCUCAACUUCGACGGCGCCUCAGAGAACGAGGUCGAGUUGUAUGUGCUCAUAAAGAACUGCUGGGAUGAAGACCAAGAGCGGAGGCCAGAUUUUAAAAGAAUAGAGGGAACUCUGGGUAAGAUUUUCAGUAACCUGCACAACCAAGCCACUGAGACGUACAUGGACAAUCUGAUCCGUCGCCUGCAGAACUACUCCAGGACUCUGGAGCGUCUGGUGGAGGAGAGGACGUGUCUCUACAAAGCUGAGAGGGACCGAGCCGAUCGCCUCAACUUCAUGUUACUGCCCGGCCCUGUGGUGCGUUCACUGAAGGAGACGGGCCGGGUGGAGCCAGAGCUUUUCGAGGAGGUGACUGUUUAUUUCAGCGACAUCGUGGGAUUCACCACCCUCUGCCACUACAGCACCCCCAUGGAGGUGGUGGACAUGCUCAACGACAUCUACAAGAACUUUGACAGCAUCCUGGACCACCAUGACGUCUAUAAGGUUGAGACGAUAGGAGACGCGUACAUGGUUGCGUCAGGUUUGCCCAGACGCAACGGAGACAGGCACGCAGUGGACAUCGCUCACAUGGCCCUGGACAUCCUGGCUUUUGUGGGGACGUUUGAGCUGCAGCACCUGCCUGGGAUCCCCCUGUGGAUCCGUAUCGGUGUUCAUUCAGGUCCAUGUGCGGCAGGAGUGGUGGGAAACAAGAUGCCUCGCUACUGUCUGUUCGGAGAUACAGUGAACACGGCCUCACGCGUGGAGUCCACAGGCCUGCCUCUGAGAAUUCACGUCAGCCACUCCACCAUCAGCAUCCUGCAGAGGACGGACUGCGAGUUUCAAUAUGAAAAGAGAGGAGAGACGUACCUGAAGGGUAAAGGUAAAGAGAUGACGUACUGGUUGACUGGGGUGACUGGGGGGAAAUACAACCUGCCGACACCGCCCACAGCGGAGAACUUCCAGCGGCUCCAGCAGGACCUGGCGGAGAUGAUCGUGUCCGGCCUGGAGAAGGCUGGCGGUGGGAGGGAGGGCUUGGAGAAGAGGAAGACACUGUCCACCAAGGUCCGUCGCAGGGAGACGAUCGUCAGCGUGCAGAGCGACGGCCAGCCGGAGUACUUCCACCUGGCUGUCGCUGAAAACCCCAGCACCUUCCUGUGA